CCACCCCUACGCUCGUCAGUUCAAGAGAAAAAUUCAAACCGAGCAGUCGCAACCGGAACCACGAGUCUCGCGCUGUAGCGUAAAAAACCGUUUGCCUAAACGCCGUGUGCCUGCUGUUGCGUAUACGCUGUGCCGGGUACUACACACCUCGCGUAACCUCUGUGUUGUUGACGUACGUACACUUCGAUCACAGAGCCCCGGUACCCCGGUACGAUCCGGCCGAUUAGUGGUUUGUGUAACAUUCGGUGGAGGGGUUUUCCCUCUUGUCCAAUAAAUCUAUUGCGGUGGAUGCGCUUCCCCCCUCUCCUUGAUGUGCCCGAUAUUGAGUGUGCGGCAUUGUUGUGAAACGUGUGCAUCGGCAAAACAUAUGUGAGGUGUGAGCGAGUGUUUACCGUUCUGUGUGGAUGAAAAUAGUAGUCAAAGAAACGGAAGAUAGUGGAAAUUUUGUAAACAGUGCACCAACGCCAAAAGGGAAUGUGAUAGCUCGUGUUGAUCUACACAAAAUAAGCAUAAUUCAUUCGAUUGCUAAAACACGUUCGAAUAUGCUUGCGUGUUCCGUGUUUACUACGCGAGCUUUGAAUAAAUAACGUACGUGUCUACGCGGUACAGCACCAAACACCAUCGCUUGCGGCUUGCUGCAUUCCGGCUGAAGGUUUGUUGUUAAAAAAGGGCCUAUGUACACAAAAUUAUAAAAAUUCGUUCGGAAAGCUUCACGGUCAAUUCCGAUUCGCCCCGCUAGUGUGUUUGACAAUAUUCUAUACACUCCCUCACACAAACACACACACGCGCACGGUAACCGUAGCAAGCCAUGAGAACACGAGUCCGUUCUAGUAGUCCGUACACGUGAGUCUCACUAUAGUGAUUGGUGUAGUAGUCGUGUUGGCGCGCAAAAAAACCUCAUACAGUGCUGUGCACACCCCGCUUCCCUUCCACCCAUCAAGGGAGUCAUCGAGGUGCAGUGAAACACUAUCAUUGCGGUGUUAGAAUCGCAAACCGGCUACGCAAUACCACCUGUUCCGUGGCACGUUGCGCCAGGCUACUGCUUGCUUCUCUCCUUGCGCAGCCGAACACGCCGUGGAGAACACACGCAUUGCAUAAACGACCGGUGCACGGGUACGCAAAAGAAAAAAAAGGAGCUCCACCGUAAGCAGCGACUCACGAUGGAUUUGCACAGACAUUAGUGUGGAUUAUAUUUUGGCCGAUUUCGCUCCGGGGGAGCUGGUUUUGAAACGGCAGAACGCAAACACAGCACAGCAAAAGCAGUAGGAGCUGUGUGCUACAAUGAGAUAAACAAACCACUGGCCGCAGCACUGGUCGCGGGGUGUGUGUUAAUCUGGUUCUGAAUCACUCCUCCCUUCCCAGGUUUGGGAAUAGUAAAAAAAACAAGAGCCCGAAACAAAUCGGGGAGCGGUCAAACGGACUUCAAGCCAGCUUAGAGGCUUCCGUUAAGUCCGGAGCAAAGUUCGUUGUUUGUAUUUUCGUUUCGCAAACUUCCCCUAACACACACGCACACAAAAUGUCUGACAUUUGCGAUUUUGAGUGGUCAAACAAUCGGUACCGGCACAAUCUCACCAUCUCGGAGCUAAAGCUCGGCUUCAACCGGAACGAACCGACCGACCGAAGCCGCGCUCUGAUCGCCCUCAAAGAGCUGAUCGGAGCGAGCCGCGAUUACGCACUCAAGGACAAAUCCUGCUUCCAGGACGACGAGUUCCUGUUCCGCUUCCUGUACGCGCGCAAAUUCAACGUGAAUGAAGCGUUCCAGCUCAUCAUCAACUAUCACGCCUACCGGCAGCGCAACGCCGCCAUCCUGCAGCGGCUCUCGGUGCUGGACGAGACGAUACAGAUCGCGCUGCGGGACGGGUUCCCGGGCGUGCUGCCGAACCGGGACCGGCGGGGCCGCAAGGUGCUGGUGUUCUUUACCGCCAACUGGGACUACGCGUCCUACUCCCUAGUCACCGUGUACCGGGCGAUGCUGCUCACGGUCGAGAAGCUGCUCGAGGACAAGCAGAACCAGGCGAACGGGUUCAUCGCGAUCGUCGACUGGACCAACUUUACCUUCCGCCAGUCGUCCAACCUCAACCCGAAGGUGUUGAAGCUGAUGAUCGAGGGCCUGCAGGACUGCUUCCCGGUACGGUUCAAGGCGAUCCACUUCAUCGGCCAACCGUGGUACGUCGAGGCCGCCCUAGCCGUCAUCCGACCCUUCCUGAAGGAGAAGACGCGCGACCGGAUAAAGCUGCACGGUAGCAACCUGUCCACGCUGCACGACUGCGUCGCCCGGGACAUCCUACCGACGGAGCUGGGGGGCGAGGGACCAACGUUUAAUCCACUCAACUGGUACCACGAGCUGCUCGAAUCGAGCCAAACCGUCACCAAGCCGGCCCCCUCGUACUGCCUCAGCCAGACGCAGAUCUACACCAAAACGCCCGCCCAGUUUGUGCCGGUCGUUGGCAAGGGCAAGGGUGCGGAUCUUUCGCCCGCCCCGUCCCGCUCACCGUCGCCACCGUCCUCGCUUUCGGCCUCGAAUGGGGCCGAGUUCCUGAAGGCUGCCACCAAGGCGGCCGCCGUCAAGAUCGGUGUGCUGACGGCGAAAGCGAACGAUCCGGCCACCAACACGCUGCUGGGCGUGACGGCCGGUGCCGGCGGUUGUGAGUUGUGACACCGCAUCGAGAGGAUGAUGAAGCUGAGCUCGAGCCAGCAGCAGCAGCAGCAGCAACAGCCCACUAAAGACUGGAUCGUUACGGUGGCCAACGGUGGUCCGCACUGCGCUAUGAUGAUCUCAUACCGGGUACAGAAACGUUCGUGGUGGUGAAGGAACUGGUGAGAAAUAGUCUGGCAGGUGUCUAGGAAACGGAGGGGCCUUAUACUUGUAGAACUGAUGAGGUUUUUAAGGCAUGGAAGCAGUGUGUUCAUCCAAGCAAGCUGUUCUUUCCUCAUUGCGGCAUGGAAGAAGCGGAAAGUUGUUUAGAAUUCCGACAGAUGGCGCUUCGUUGUUAAGUGUCAAGACAUAACUCUCUUUCUCUCUUUCGCUCUUUUCCUCUAUCGCUCUCUUUCCUUCAAAACAAAGUGUGCAUGAUCGUGGAGUAUUGAAGACAUUUCAAGGCGACUCUUCUGAUGUGUGAUAUUAAACGAAUGUGAUUUAAUUGACUGGAAUUUCAUACUCCAAUCCAAAGUGAGUGUAAAUAUCAGGUGGGCUUAUGGUGUUCUUCUGCACCAAUACAUCGACAUACAAUUAGACAGUUUGUUCAAUAACAAAAUCAUCUCGCAGAAAUGGUAUGUGGUUUUACGAAGAAAGAAGCCAAAAAACUUGGAUUAAAACGAUGAUCUGAAUAUUACUGGAUUCCAACAAAACAUUUGCUUCGCAAAGUCUGAUAUAUAGGAAACAAUUAUUGAAUUCGUUCAGCCAGAGCAAGUAAGGAGCAGUGUCGCAACCGUACCAAAUCUAACUAUCGAACCAGGUAUUCUUUCUAUUUUCGUUUUAAAACGUCAAAUUGCACUGAAUACGUUUGCUCACCUGAUAUAUCAACUCACUUUGGCUCCAAUCGUUCAUGUAUCUACGCCUACUUGUUGACAUCUACAUGGCCUAAUAUGUUCGGGAUUUUGCAUAUUAAAAUAGGGCCCAAACAGAAAGGCUCAUUCUUGCACGUAACUCCAACACCAACCUGCAGACGUGAACGGCGCUUUAAAUUGUCAACAUUAGCUAAACCCUUGAUAUUGUUUCACUUCCCGCAAGCCCAUUGUCAUCUGGUGGAUGCUUCAAGUUGUCCAGUGCGUGAGUCAUCAACCCCCACCAACACUACCAACAGUACGACCUUCUGCGCUUCACCUGUCGUGCCGUUUCGCAGGUUCGCUCAAGCAGGCGUCUACGUCUUAAGCUGCACACUCGAAGCCCACGAUGGUCAAGGUUAGUCCCCAAUGCCACUGGGCUGGGCAGAAAUCUCUGUCCCGCUUUUCGAAGUCACCACCGGCAAAACCCGGUUGGCCUUCUAGGGUAGGCCAGUGUCCGUACCCCCUUAUUUAGAUGGCGUGUCUUUAGCACGCCAUGUCCAGCCGAGGGAGGACAAUUUCCGCUUUGGUGUGUGUGUGUGUGUGUGUGUGUUAUUUUGUUUCUCCUCCCUGUCUCGGGCGCACAGUAAUGCGGUCAGUAAUGUGAUACAUGUGCAGACCGUACUGGUCGGUCGCGUAGUGUGCGUUUGCGCCGUUUUGUUUAGGGGAGAAAGGCUUCGCCGCUCGGGCUGGGGACAUUGCAGCUGCAGUGCACAGGGGACGCUGCGUGACUUACUUACGUGUUCGGAAGGGGCACAAAUUGAACCGUGGGGGGAAGUGUAAUGAGGCCGAACAGUGAAAUGAAGACUUUAAUUAAGGCAAGCGAAAGGGGAAGAGGAAAUUGUGCCUGCCUUUAACGGUCGGCAGCAGUCACUCUCCCUUACUUCCUUGAGUAAAAGACAAAUUUCUAGAAUUUGCACACACACAAACACUCUCUUUCGGGGUGUUAUUAAUAUGUUUCAUCCAACUCUCAGCGCAGAACGGUACAUGUGAAGCCACACCACCAUAUGGCCUUGUGCGCGAGCCGGCCGGGUGCUUCAUUAAACUGCACCAAACGCUGGUGACGUUGACGGUGGGGUGGCAUGCAUAUUUUAAUGCUCACCACCCAACCCACGUGCCCAAUCGCGGUCAUUUUGCGUGCAUUCAUUCGAUACAGGUUCUGCGCGCCCGCGUUCUUGGCGGCUUGCGUAUAUGAUGGCGCCAUACGCAAUGGCACCACGGUCGGUCGGGUUGCGGGCAAACGGUUUCUUUUUCCUGCUGAAUAAUGAAACAGGGGGAGAGAGGGAAGCAAAACAUAAACGAGUAAAGGUGAAGUUUUGUAGGUGAACUCCUUUGCUCCCUGCUUACGACGCAGGGAACGCCGCAACGUUAUAAAAAAGGGACGCAUUUAACGUUGCUGACUCCUGUGGGAUGAUAAAAAGGUACACCUUUGCGAGAUGCCUUCCUCCUUGAACAGAAUGCACUUAAUUGCAGUUACCGCACGGCAUAAUUAUCCUCCGAUUUCGCUUCCUUUUCGUCCAUCUUUCUUGGGCUGGGACACUUUUAUACGCCUUUUAACGGCGCGUCGAAGGCGAUCGAAGCAGUUGCAAGAGAGUAAGUGACGAUAAGCUAAACCUACCCCUGGCCAGACCAAUUACUACUACAUUGUAGAGCGUUGGAUGCUGUUUAUGGGUAAAGAGUUUCACAGUUUUUCCCCUUCAAUAUCUAAUUUAGCUUAAAAUAUGAGUAACAACUUCUUGAAAUAAUUUUCCUUUGCCGCCGAGGAUAUAACACGCAUUAUAUGAACAGUUUACACACUGCGCUCCAUUCAGCCUCCAUACUUCAAUUUCCACCAUGCCUGUGUAUUUAAAAUGCACUCGAUUUUCACCCGACCCAGGUGUCAACCAGGUUUGCAACCGAACAGGUUAGUCGCCGUCCAUUGAACUGCUCGAGAUCAUCGCCCACGGGCACAGACACAAACAGACAGACUCGAAUUAAGAGACUCACUUGACCCGCAAAUCGCGGGUGGGUUUUGAACGCACAAGGACACACUGAGAGCUAAUAAUUAAUAUGCAAACUGAAGAAAAAAACACACUUUCCCUUUUGUGAUCACCGAGUGUGAUGCAACAGAAAAAGGGAGAAAAAUAGCAUAAAAUAAAGAGUAAACAAAAAAAAGAAAACAUGGUGGCCUUAUCAGUGAAGGGCAAUAAAGAGAUAGAGAGCUUAUGCUCUUAGAAGAUAAAUCACAGCAAAACUCUAACGCAUUCGUAAGUGAAGUGAAAGAUUUCGAAUAAAUUAGGGUAAGAAAAAGGCACUAGAUAGGCGUAGCUAGGCGUGUAAUUGCAUUGUUUGUAAUGAUAUUCAUUCAAGUCCGUCCGUUGAAGUGCACAGCUUUAUGCUUUCUGUCCUCUCUUCUUACGGUCAUCGAAUUAUAAGCGACUUAGCUUUAUACUAAGCACACAAACACACACCAUUUCUUCAUCUUCAUCCACAUCUUGCAUUACACGUUCACAACUUUAUCCCAUAUUAUUCCUCUUCUGUCCUUUUUGGUGUAAAGUCCUAGAUGGAGGAUGUACGUUACGGUUUGUUCCAUAGUGUAAGUCCUUCUUAGCAAGUAAGGAGUAGCAUUUUGGAAAUGGUGGAGAAAAAAGAGCCGAAGAAAACGCUUCAAUUUAGAGAGCAUCACUGCAUCGAUCGUUUGUCGAAAAGUGCAUUUGUAAAGAAAAGAAAAGGAAAAAAAGGUUAAAAUAUAAUUACUGCGAAAGCUUUCCCCCUGUUUUGUUUUGCAGUGAGCGGAAUAUCAUAUUCACAUUA
Molecule: messenger RNA, 6336 nt
Organism: Anopheles gambiae (African malaria mosquito)
Lineage: Eukaryota; Metazoa; Arthropoda; Insecta; Diptera; Culicidae
Product: clavesin-2
Exons: 3
Coding region: 1517-2656 (379 amino acids)
Cellular component (GO): membrane
Molecular function (GO): phosphatidylinositol bisphosphate binding
Source: RefSeq, a predicted model, not a curated record